AUGGUACUUGGGGUCUGUGCUCCCCUCAUAUGGGGUCAGAUUUGGCUCCUUGAAGUUGGCUGGGAGUCGGAUGACUUGGACCUCUUUAGUGAAUGGCGAUUCAUGAUCGAACUCAUCCUCGAUGGUUUGUCCUCCGGGUACGAUGACAAUCUUGCUCUGCAGGCUCCUAGUCUCUUUGACAUAGAUGUUAUGCAUCAGGGAAUUCCUGAACAGGCAGAUGUUCCACCAGUCGCCCAAGUUCCUGCUCAGGCAGCAACAAACUCCCCAGCAAUCAUUCCUCCAGGCCUACCAAAUGUGGGUGUAAAUGCUGGUGCUGGCAAUUUGGAUUUUCUUCAAAACAGUCAACAGUUCCAAGCAUUGCGAGCUAUGGUGCAAGCAAACCCUCAAAUUCAGCAGAAUAGGCUUCUCAUAAAGAAACAAAAUGCCUGUUGA
Humulus lupulus (European hop) is the source of this 432-nucleotide messenger RNA. Its product is annotated as ubiquitin receptor RAD23c-like. The transcript has 4 exons. NCBI's taxonomy places the organism in Eukaryota, Viridiplantae, Streptophyta, Magnoliopsida, Rosales, Cannabaceae. Gene Ontology annotation, molecular function: damaged DNA binding. Gene Ontology annotation, biological process: nucleotide-excision repair; proteasome-mediated ubiquitin-dependent protein catabolic process. Bases 1 to 432 code for a protein of 143 amino acids. The record is from RefSeq and is a predicted model, not a curated record.